GAUUUAUUUUAUUGUUCAUUUUUUUGAAAAAAAAUGAAAAACAGUUGGAGAACAUUUUUGUCCGACGGCCAGGCUCUAUCAAUCAAUCAUUUUUGUUCGACAGCGUAACCUGUUCUGCAAAUUAUUACUUUGUUCGCCCUCCUGUGGCACUCCUAAAAUGGCGCAGAAAGAAAACAACAUGAGCUCUGCACUUGAAGGCCUCAGCAACCUUGUUCGUGCUUUGGAACAGCACAAAAAGAAGCCCGAGCAGAACAGCGAAUCAAACAAUGUUGAAGAAGCUGUACAUUUACUCUUCCGUCCAAAUAGACAAGAGAAAAAUGAACACGCAGAUCGGAACACUCUCAGCAGACGAUUACCAUCUUCCACCAAGAGACCUUUUACUAAUACCAAUAGUAAUACUUCUAAGCGAAGGAAAUCUGCAACAUUCAUGAAAGAUCUUGUGUUAAUUCCUUCACCAAAGAUUAAAGUUAUACCGAAAGGUGAAUUGAAGGAACAUUUACAAUCAUCAGGAUUUAUUGUUAAUGCCUUCGAAGUUUUACUUGAAGCUCAGGAGGAGGAAAUCAGAGAAACGAUUUUUGAAAAGUUCCAAGAUAAACUUCCAAGCAAGAAUCAAUUUUCAUUUAUGAAACCUGUACAUAAAAAAUUAAUGAAUCCUUCAGGCAUAAAUAACAUAAAUGGAAAAGUUUUAAAGCAUUUGUCUUCUCCUGGUAUAAACGGGUGCAUAUAUAUCAGGUCUUUAAUUGACAUAACUAAAAGUUAUUUUAGUGCAUUCAUCAAUUGCUAUGAAGAAGAAGAAAAGGUUAAAUCUGACAGUGACGAUGGAUUAUUAGAAACGCCAGCAUUUGGAUUAAUUAAAGAUGUAAAUAACUAUACUUCAACAGGCCAAAUUGAGUCAUCAUCUCAAAGUUCAUCAAAGGAUCUUGUGCUUGAACAAUCAGAAAAAAAACUUGGCUGCAGUACAGAAUUUGUGAUGAAGAAUUUGGUUGAUAUUCGUACAAUUCAUGCGGCAACAGGGAACAAACAAAAAAUUUCAAUCAACAGGUCAGAUACAUAUUUAAAAACCACUUUAAUUCAACAUAAACGUGGUCAAAUUGACAUAUCUUACUUCCCAGAAGUAACCUUCGAAAAUGGAGAAGAAGGCAUGGAUGCAGAUGGUCCAAAAAGGGAAUAUUUUUACAUAUUACUUGAUCGAUUGAUACGUGGAGAAGGAAUAUGUGUCAUCAUUCUACUUUACAUUUUUACUUUCUAGAAAAUUUUUCCAAUUUUUUAUAGGACUAUAAUUUGUAUUUUUAAUAUUGUUUGCAAGUUGAUGUAUUUCUUAUGGGUGUAAAAUUUGCAGCUUCUUUUUAUUUUAGCUAUCACAACAAAAGACCUAUUAGUAUUUCGUUGCUCUUCGCCAGUUCCUUUAGAAAAUGGCGUUACUCUAAAGUUCAACAGGAGAGGUAAACCAUUGCCUGAUGCAGAUACGUGUCUUUCGAUACUUUCGAUUCCAAUUUGUCAUGAUGCAUAUAACGAUUUCAAAAAGGCAAUUGAUGCUACCUUACGAUUACAAGGACAGGGUUUUGGACGUUUGUGAGUUUUUAAUAUAUAUAUACAUGGUUUUUUUUCUUUUUGCCGUCCUAAAACGUCCAAAGUUAUACAAACCUGGAAGUUUAAAAAGAUUAUUAUAUAAGAUUAUUAUAUAUUAUAUAAAAAGAUUGUUAUAUUAUAUGUUGACAUUAUUUUUUAUUUUGCAUUUCUGCAGUUUUUCUUUACUUUUCGUUAUAUAAAAAGGAGACUUA
Molecule: messenger RNA, 1781 nt
Organism: Hydractinia symbiolongicarpus
Lineage: Eukaryota; Metazoa; Cnidaria; Hydrozoa; Anthoathecata; Hydractiniidae
Exons: 2
Coding region: 158-1249 (363 amino acids)
Molecular function (GO): ubiquitin-protein transferase activity
Source: RefSeq, a predicted model, not a curated record